CUGUCUACUCUAGGUUGUACAGCGCGCACAAGCUAUCUAGCAGCUGAAAGAGAUAGACGUCCAUUUCGUAGUGGUCAUCAUUUCAAGAGCCAACGAUUCCCUUUUUUUUUGUUCGCGCACCCUACAAGUGAUUUUGUUUUUUUGAACCCCUUCAUGUGGGGUUGUACCGUUUUUGUUUAACCGAAAGUGUUGACAUCGCUAACAAAUGUUGACCGAAUCGACACCUGCAGUUGACGAAGACAUACUUCGUCAACCAGCUCCGGAAUGUGAAGCGGCCGUUUAUGUCCGCAAUGCUUGCAAAAGCUUUGGCGUCGGAAAGCGUCGUGCAACUGUAUUACGAAACCUGGAGAUGACAGUUAAGAAAGGAACCAUAUAUGGAUUAUUGGGAGCCAGCGGUUGCGGCAAAACAACCCUGCUGAGCUGCAUCGUCGGCCGACGCAGUUUAGACAGCGGAGAAGUGUUGGUCCUUGGUGGCGAGCCAGGCUCACCGGAGAGUGGGAUCCCCGGUCCACGGGUCGGAUACAUGCCGCAAGAACUUGCCUUGUACGGCGAGUUUACCAUCAAGGAGACGCUCGAGUACUUUGGACGUAUUUACAAUCUGCCGUCUGCUUUCGUCAAGUCUCAAAUGGAGUUCCUCUUUAAAUUGCUGGAUUUACCACCGGGUCACCGGUUCGUCAAGACGCUGAGCGGUGGCCAACAACGGCGAGUUUCCUUUGCCGUCGCCCUCUUCCACGAGCCAGAGCUGCUCAUCUUGGACGAACCGACAGUUGGUGUCGAUCCUAUGUUGAGAAAAAGCAUAUGGAACCAUUUGGUACGACUGAGUACAGACCAUGGAAGAACGGUCAUCAUCACGACCCACUACAUCGAAGAAGCCCGACAGGCUGAUACGAUUGGCUUGAUGAGAUCGGGUCAUUUGCUCGCUGAGGAAUCACCGCAGAAUCUGCUUGCGACACACGGACUCCGUACGUUAGAAGAAGUUUUUCUCAAAUUAAGCAGAACGGAGAGAGCUAAGAAACAUGGUGCCUUAACGGCCUCUGGCCGUGCUGUUCGCUCUGCUGAUUCAACACAACAACAAGAUCAUGGACAUGACAAUCCAGCCUUUCUUUGUACCGCUGAUAAUCCAGAUGCUACAAGCGCUGUCGCUUCAAGCAACAGAACCAACACCCCUACUACAAUUUACGAACAGUAUUGGAAGGGUUCCAAAUCUGUCAUCCCACGAGCCGAUGAGCACGGCAUCGUUGGUUUAACAUUCAGCCCAUCCCGUCAAAACCUCGAAGAAAGAAUUAGCGAUACUCGAACAGUUCAGCGACGCGUCGGUUCAAAUGUGAAUAGGCCAAACGCAGAUUGUGGAGCGGCACCAUUUGAUUCACAAGAAGUCGUCUGUGAACCCAGUGAAUUGAAAACUGGAAACAGUUCGACAUCCAGUUGCAGUAGCUCGAACCUCAGUUGCGAUACGGCAGUGGCUACUAGUCGGCCGGCGAAGAAACGCGGAAGUCGCACUUUCUCCUUAUCAAUGCCUUCACCUCAUCGUACCGCAGCUCUCAUUCGCAAAAAUUUCUUAAUUACCAUAAGAAAUAUAGGAAUGUUUGCCUUUGUUUUCCUCAUGCCCGGACUUCAAUCGACGUUAUUUUGUUUGGCCAUCGGCCGAGAUCCAACUUCUCUCAAGUUGGCAGUUGUAAAUGAAGAGCUGAACCCAAGUUUAGGCCGCGUCUGCAAUUACACUACGGACUGCACAUAUUCCAUGUUUAGCUGUCGGUAUCUAAGAUACUUAGAUAAUUCAACAAUUGUACAGAUCCCUUAUCAAAGUUUAUCCGAUGCGCUGGAUGCAACGUUACAAGGAACAGUUUGGGGAGUCAUUCAUUUUGGUCGAAAUUUCACAGAGGAACUGCUGGAGCGUCAAGUUGAUGGCAAUGCUGUUGACAAAGAAACAAUAGAGGCUAGCCGAAUAGGCAUAACUCUCGAUUGGUCAAACGAACAAAUCGCCUUGACACUUCAACAUCGCCUCGUCGGUGGUUUCAAUGAAUUCAACAGGAAUCUAGUGACAUCCUGCGAUUACCAACCGGUGAUUCCCAGCAUUCCUGUCGAGUUUAUGGAUCCUGUUUACGGCAAAAAGAAUCCUUCUUUUACAGACUUCAUGGCUCCAGGCAUUAUUCUAACAAUUGCUUACACCCAAGCCGUGUCCUUAACUGCUGCUGUUUUCAUUAACGAACGGAAACAAGGUCUUUUAGAUCGCAGUUUAGUUGCCGGCGUUCGGACAUCUGAAAUUUUACUGGGUCAUCUCGUCACGCAAUUUACCGUGCUGGUGUUCCAAUCGUCAGUUGUAUUUCUCGUAAUGUUGCUGGUCUUUAAAAUCACUUGCCAAGGUAGUUUGGCCCUUGCGAUGUUUAUCACACUUUUACAAGGGAUGUGCGGCAUGUUUUACGGUUUUGUUGUAUCGAGCCUUUGUGACCAACAAACCAGUGCUUUGCAGCUAUCACUCGGGAGCUUCUUUCCUAAUAUGCUUUUAAGUGGAGUGUUAUGGCCUAUGGAGGGCAUGUCCAUUUACCUACGCUAUCUUUCCUAUUUCAUUCCAUUAACGCACGCAAUCGAAGCCCUUAGAUGUAUUUUUGCACGCGGAUGGGGCAUUGACAAGCCGGAAGUUUAUUGGGGCAUUGUUGUCAAUUUCGGUUGGAUUGUUGGCCUUCUUUCGGUAUGCUUAACAAUCAUUCGCAUACGAAAGUACACAGGCUAGUUAGUGGUAGCACGAUACCCAAUAAGGUUCCUGCAAAGUGUCUUACAAUUUAUAUGCUUAGUGAGACACGAUUCGGUAGAAACGUUUUGUUUUCAACUCGUUUAUUGCCAAUUGGGCAAAACUAUGGAGAAAAACAAUGGUUGCCUUGUGAAGUAGGAUGUCCCCGUGAAAUGCUAUACUGCUGGGCGUUAGCGAAUAUUAAUGUAAUGCUCAAAAUCAAUCGCGGAAAUGGUAUUUUUCCAAACUGUUCUGCUAUUAAUCUAAUGCCAAUUUUUUUCGGAAAGAGAUGUACCGUUUCAAAAAUAUAUACAGUAUC
Messenger RNA from Daphnia carinata, 3047 nucleotides. Its product is annotated as ABC transporter G family member 20-like. Gene Ontology annotation, cellular component: membrane; ATP-binding cassette (ABC) transporter complex. The transcript has 12 exons. The coding region runs from base 206 to 2731 and encodes 841 amino acids. The record is from RefSeq and is a predicted model, not a curated record. Gene Ontology annotation, biological process: transmembrane transport. Gene Ontology annotation, molecular function: ABC-type transporter activity; ATP binding; ATP hydrolysis activity. Lineage: Eukaryota; Metazoa; Arthropoda; Branchiopoda; Diplostraca; Daphniidae.